Perca flavescens (yellow perch) is the source of this 5592-nucleotide messenger RNA. RefSeq names its product adenylate cyclase type 4. Gene Ontology annotation, biological process: intracellular signal transduction; cAMP biosynthetic process; adenylate cyclase-inhibiting G protein-coupled receptor signaling pathway. The coding region runs from base 708 to 4487 and encodes 1259 amino acids. NCBI's taxonomy places the organism in Eukaryota, Metazoa, Chordata, Actinopteri, Perciformes, Percidae. Gene Ontology annotation, cellular component: plasma membrane. Gene Ontology annotation, molecular function: adenylate cyclase activity. The record is from RefSeq and is a predicted model, not a curated record. The transcript has 26 exons.
CACGCCUCCGCAUUCACCUGAACCACUCACCUGCCUUUAGUCGCGCUCGAAACAGACACUCGCUCGUGCGCAGGACACCAUGCAGAGUUACGGGAUAAUUUCGACUUUUCAAUCCGGUUUAAACGGUUAAAAGAUGCGUUUGAGUGCUCUUUGACAACAAUUAAAAAGAUGACGGAGGAAGAUGAGCGAUAAAUACGCAGUUAUGAAUCCCUCAUCGUGUGUAUGACACUGACGUUAAGUCAGAGGGAGAGAGCGACGAGAGAGACGUCAAUAAACAAUGAGUGAGACUCCAUCCAGUAUGCAUCUGCACUCGUCAAAGGAGAUUGUGCUAUGGUUUAAGAGUCCUUACCAGUGAUCUUUGGGACUUAACGGAUCUAUGUAACCUCAAAAGAACACCGUCUUCAUUAUUGGCAUCAUCAUAAUCUAUUUGGAUAAUAUCCUUUUAGCUGUAGGAGAGGAUUUAAAAAGGAGCUGGACUCUUGCUGGAACAGUCUCAACAUUGCUUAUUUUUGUUGUCUUAAUGAAUUUAAUCCGACACACAGACAAAGGUGGAAGCUCUCCCUGCUGCACAGACCUAAACAACACCUGACAAGGAAACGAAAAAGAAAUAAAGUGUGUUUAUCAUGUAGACUGAGAGACAGACAGCCAGAAAAAGCAAAGUGACAAGUCGAUAGACGGCGAGAUCCAUCACAUUCCCACAGGUCGCAAUGCCAGACGAGUUACAAGGUUUUCAGGAAAAGGAUAUGCCUGGAGAAGAAGCACCACAGGUGUCUUUAGUGCCGAACAUUGUGGCCGUCUCCAGUGAUAGAGCGGGCAAAAUCCCUGUGAGCCAGUCAGGACUUGGUGAUUCCCAGGUUUUCGUAGAGUUUGGUGUGGCCAAAACAGCGCAGGCCACUAAACCUCUCAAGGCCAAUUCUUGGUUGAAGGGAACAGGUGUGACUCCGCAGGCUACGGAUCAUGAUGCUCCAAUCAACUCAUCCUCUGACAGGCUACAAACUGACAGCACCUCAUCGCAAACAAACAACUGCAUUGCGCUCGAUGGAAAGCCCUUUGAAAAGACGAAACCUAACACUCCUGUCAUUUUUUCUGAAACCAGUUUAGACACUUCUAACAAAAACACCAAGAAUAGUCCAGACGAUGAAAGAGGUGAUUCCAAAACAGACCUUACUGUUAAACCAAAAGCAGAAAACUCACUCAGCGGCAGUACGCCCGCACUCCCCGAAGUUUCAUUCAAAGUUGCCCAAACAAGGCAAAGCAUCGAUGUCAGGUGGGAUGACAAAUACGGAGACGAGGAUGGCUGUGAGGAAAGGCAAAGCAAUCGGUCCAGGCAGAGUGUGAAAGAGGGGGUGUGUUGCUGCUAUCAGGCGUUCCACAGGGCUUUUCUGCAGUGCGUGGAGGAGACUCCGGCCAUGCUGACAGGACUGGUGCUGUCUCUGGCUUUCUGUGUGACCCUCAUCGUCAUCAUUGCCACCACACGAAUGAACAUCAUUUUCCAUGUAGCUGCUCUGUCAGCGCUGUGUGUGGUUCUCUGCCUGAGUGCCAUCCUGCUCGUCUGCCUGCCCUGGCUGGCCACCUUGAGGCGCUGCGGAGGAGCCCUGGCCCUCUUCGUCUGGGGGACGCUGUAUGUCAUCGCCAUAGUCUUCAUGUUCACUGGGGGACCUGUCACUACUUGGGAACAAGUAGGGUUUUUCCUCUUCCUUUCUCUGAGUGUAUACACAGUGCUGCCUCUCUCUAUGGCCUGGGCCCUCAUGGUUGGGAUUGGGACCAGCAUUUCGCACAUCAUCAUCAUCAGCGUCUACGUCCCUGUCACGAGCCCAGAGACACCAGACAUGGCUGUGCAGCUGGUGGCAAAUGCAUUGCUGUUUGUGUGUGUGAACUGCGUCGGGAUUUUCCAUCUGUGGAUGACGGAGCACGAUCUCAGGAUAUCCAAUCGAAAGAGAGAAAAGUUCAGCAACAUACGCUCCCGGAAGGAAAUAAGGAAAUAUCAGCAGGAGCAGCUCCUCCUGUCUGUGUUGCCACGGUACAUCGCCAUGGAGCUGAAAACGGAGGUGAUAAAGAAGCUCUUCAAGCCCAAGUGCGAUGACGAGGAGUCCAACUCCAACAACUUUCACAGCCUCUAUGUCCGGAAACACAAAGACGUCAGCAUCCUGUAUGCAGACAUUGUGGGCUUCACAGAGCUGGCGAGUAGCUGCACACCAGAAGAGCUGGUCGCUGUGCUAAACAAGCUCUUUGGCAGAUUCGAUGACAUCGCCAAGAAGAAUGGGUGUCUUCGCAUUAAGAUCUUGGGUGACUGCUACUACUGUGUAUCUGGUCUACCUGACCCCAUUCCCACGCACGCCAGGAACUGUGUUCAGAUGGGGCUGGACAUGUGCACUGCAAUCAGUAAACUGCGAGAGGCGACGGGGGUCGAGAUCAGCAUGCGGGUGGGCGUUCACAGUGGAAACGUGCUCUGCGGUGUGAUUGGCUUGCAGAAGUGGCAGUACGACGUGUGGUCCCAUGACGUCACGUUAGCCAACCACAUGGAGUCUGGAGGUCUUCCUGGGCGAGUCCACAUCACAGAGGAGACAAUGCAGCACUUAAACGGAGCAUAUAUAGUGGAGAACGGGGAUGGGGGGAGUCGGGAUGCUCUUCUUAAAGGAAGAAAUACGUACCUGGUGAUGGACCCCUGCAAGCCGAACAGCAUUUCCAGUAUACCGAAAUCGGCAAACACUCUUAAAUCAGGAGAGACCAGGCUGCGGGCGUCAAUCCGGAUGUCUGAGUACCUGCAGUCCUGGCGGACUAUCCAUCCCUUCGCAGACCUAAGCGACCCUAAUGCCACACCCUCCAAGAAGAAAAAAGUCCCCACCAAUUUCGCCAUGAACCAAUCACAGCUGUCUGCAGAAGGACCACCUUGCCAGAACAACUCCGACUGUUUGGUUGUGGAUAAUAGUGUUAGGGGAUCACUGGGAUCACUGGACCCACUGAAUAAUGCAGGGAGGAGAGCAAAGAAGCUCAACUGUUUGACUCUGCUGUUCAACGACCUGAGCCUGGAGAGAGAGUUCCGCCUUUCGGAGGUAAAGGGUGUACACCAUUCAAUGAGCUGCAUAGCUUUGAUCUUCGUCACUCUUUUUGCCGUCCAAAUGCUUGUCUCUAAGAAUAACUUUGAGAUGGCAGUGUCGUACGGUGCAGCCUUCCCUGUGCUGGUGCUGCUUCUGUCCAUCGCUUUCACUGGAUACCUGGAGAAGUGGCGAUCAAAGAUGCCGUUGAAUGUUCAGUGGAUCUCGGGGCUGUCCCGUGGCGUCGCCACCAAGGCGGCGCUGCGUCUGUUUGUGGUCACUCUCUGUGUUCUCAUCACCCUGCUUAUGGCCAUCCUCAACUUUGUCUUCCUUCCGGGAAACAACUGCACAUCGAUUACCAACAGGACAGAGCUGGAGGGUCUCAAACUCUACACUGUGCCUUACUACCUCUACUGCUGCCUGUUGGCCAUGCUGGGAGUGAUCGUGUUCAUCAGGACAAGCAUGUCAGCGAAGGUCCUGCUGCUCACCCUGGCGGUGGUGGUUUACCUGGCCCUCUUCCUCUAUGUUUACGCACCGAGGUCCUACUGCCUCAUUAACCUGCUUUACAACAACACCCAACCAGGAGUGCUGAAGGACCCUCAGAUCAUGUCUGGGGUUUGGCUGGUCAUCUUUUACAUUGUAUGCCUCAUUCUGGCAAGACAGGACGAGCUGGGUUGCAGAGUAGACUUCCUGUUGGACCGCUGUUUCAAGACGGAGAGAGAGGAGAUGGAGACCAUGGAGAACGUCAACAAGCUCCUCCUUCAGAACGUCCUGCCGCUCCAUGUCGCCUCCUUCUUUAUGGGCAAAACUGUCCGCAACCAGGACCUGUACAGCCAGUCAUAUGACUGUGUGUGUGUGAUGUUCGCCUCGGUGCCUCAGUUCAAAGAAUUUUACAGCGAGAGCAGCGCCAACAGGGACGGUCUGGAGUGUUUGCGCUUCCUCAACGAGAUCAUAUCAGACUUUGAUGAGAUUCUCUCAAAGCCCAAAUUCUGUUCAGUGGAGAAGAUUAAGACUAUCGGCAGUACGUACAUGGCUGCUGCGGGGUUGAGACACGCUCCUCAACGGGACGAACAAAAGAAAGUGGAGGUGUCCUACAGCCAUGUGCGCUCCAUGGUGGAGUUUGCCAUCGCUCUGAUGGGCAAACUGGAGCUCAUCAACAUGCACUCUUUUAACAGCUUCAAACUACGGAUCGGAAUAAACCACGGUCCAGUGAUUGCAGGAGUGAUUGGAGCCAAUAAACCUCAGUAUGAUAUCUGGGGGAACUCUGUUAACGUGGCCAGCAGGAUGGACAGCACAGGAGUGUUGGACAAGAUACAGGUGACGGAGGAGACAGCCCAGAUUGUCGAGAGCGUGGGAUACACCGUCACUCUCAGAGGAGUAGUCAAAGUCAAGGGCAAAGGGGAACUCACCACCUACUUUAUUAACACGGACCAGUCGUCUCCUCACUUCUGACCUCCACAGUCAGAUGCUGCACAGAUCUAUCACUCAGACCUGGGUCCAAAUAUUAGCUGCAAAUGCUUGUUAGUGUUUGUUUAAAUGAACUUGGUGUACCAAAUUGGGUUGGUCUUAUGAACUAACCUGUCACUACCUGUAUUCAUCACAAACCUAUGCACUGACUUAAUGCUGAAACGAAGAUGUAUCACCUGCUAAUCAUUUACAUCCAUAUAGGAGCUGCCUUUGUCUUUUGGAUAAGACACUAAAUAAAAUCCUGACCGGUUAAAUGAAGACUACAAUUGAACUGAAAGCAGAGAGCUGUCUACUCAUGGACCAUUUAUUGGCAAACCAUGUUGCUUACUGUAUCUGUAUCUGUACUGUAUCUGGGUUAUCCUGUGAAACUAGAGUAGCACUUUUCACUGUAUUAUGACGUUUCUGAGAACAUAUCAUCUCAAAUUAUACUUUAUAGUAAUUUAUGAUUCAAAUAAGCAAAAAAACAUUUUAUUUUAGGUUGAAUUUUUUUUUUUUUAACUACAUUGUUACAAGUUACAAACAGCAUUUACGUUUUAGACAGUUUUUUUUUCCUUUCUUUCUUUAAAGUUAGUUUUUUAAUGGUAUUUGUUCUCUAUUCUAUGCUUGUAUUGUGAAAUCCUGGAUAUUUCUACUUAUUAAGCCCAUUGAAAAUUGUUCAAACUCAGUCAUAGUUUACAGGUUGUACACCCCAUGCAUAUAUGUACUGUAAACAUACAUAAAGUACACACUGUUUUAUUUUAUUUAAGGUGUCCCAAACCAAAAAACGUAAGUGACCAUUGGCCAAUGGUUUAAAUGCUCACCGCUGGUCCGGACCCGGAGAGAUUUAUUGCAGCCAUGUUGAUUUAAAUCAUGGUUUCUUUAUUGUUAUUAUUUAAAUUUUGCAUUGCACUUUCUAAUAUGUUCUUAUUUUUGAAAGGGAGUUCUGCAUUACAAUCUGAAUGUUGAUUGUGCACAGAAUACUUCUUUUCUUUAAAGUAUUUCUGUGAGGGAUGAUAUGAAGUGUGAAUAUAAAAAAGAGCUAGAGUAUGUUCAGUAUAGGGACAUUUUUUUUCUAUUCUAUUUAUAAAGUAAUUUAAAAAAAAAAAUACAA